AUGCGAGGUCUGGGUGAGACAGAACAAACCGCAUUAGUUGAAUGUCUGGCAGAAGGAAAGGAAAACGUUCGCUACGAGUGGUCUGAGGAGAAUCGUGGCGUGGUGGGCACAGAGGCUCAACUGGAGAUCCUUCUUCAAGGUGUACUGGCCAAAGAAGAUAGUGAAGACCCAGCUAAUAUUUCCAAGUAUACCUGCACAGUGACUGAUGCUGCCACUGGCGAGAAAUUGGGCGAAAGCAAAUUUAGUCCUCUCACAAAAAUCAAACAACCUGACCUCAAUUCUAUUGAAUUAUCGGAAGAUGAGGAAGAAAUAGUUCUAGUCUACCCGGAUGAGGCACUGGAAAUGCACUGUGAUAUACCCUCCAAUAUGCCUUUUAGAGGAAGAGAAGUUGAGUGGUGGAUCAACGGUGAGAAAUUGGGAAGAGUUCCAAACCGUAUUGAUAUGAGUAAGUCAAGUAUUCUCGGAUAUCUCUCCAUGUCGUCUAACAAAACGGGAACUUAUUCAUGCCGCUUCGGUAAAACCACAAAGUCUGCCCACAUCAUUGUUAGAAACCGCGAUAUAACAAUCAACAUUGAACCAAAGGAGGACUACAAAUCCAGUGGAAUAAACGAUGUUGCUGAGUUCCACUGUCGAGUGACGGGUCACAAAAAUGGUGGCAAGAAUGUUCGCUGGACAUUCAUCCCCGAGGGUGGAACUGAGGAAGAGGAGAUACCUCCUGAAGCGCAGACAUCUUCACCUGCAGCUGCUCCUGCCACAGCCUUUCUCUUUAUUGAAAAUCCGUUGAAAAAACACGAGGGUCAAUAUGUGUGUCGUAUUGGACAAGUCAUGGAUGUCGGAAAGCUCAUUAUUGAAGACAGAAGAAUCAGUGUGAAUCCCGAGGAAGUAGUCACCCGUCAAGGAUCAACAGUUCGCUUCUUCUGUACUCUCACUCUAGCUGAUGGCAAACAACCCAAGGGAGGUGUGACAAAGGUCACUUGGUUGCGCAAGGAUCGUCGAUCGCUUUCACCAGGUCGUGAGGAAAUCCUGAGUGGUACAACGGCAAGCAAUGCUGCAAUUCUCGUUGUUAAGAAUGUUGAUGAAACCUACAAUAAUGUGGAAUAUAUCUGUACUGAUGGGUUCCGUGAAGCUAAAGCCAAGAUUAUACUUCAAGAAGUUUGUGGUCCAGGUGAAAGGUCUUGCGGUGGAGACAAGUGUAUUCAAGAAAGCCUCUUCUGUAACGGUGUUCCUGAUUGUCCCGACGGAUCUGAUGAAAUUCCUGAACGCUGUCGUGAAUGCGAACCGAAUCAAUUGGCUUGUCUGGCUGUUAACGGCAAAGAACCUUCAAAAUUCUGUUACCUCCGUUCCUGGCAUUGCGAUGGUGAAGACGACUGUGGAAAUGGCUACGACGAAUUGGACUGUCCACCUCCCAACCCAAAUACUCCUUGCAGUAACAAAUAUUACAUCUGCCCUGACGACCAACGACCUAUUCCACGUUCAUACCUCUGUGAUACGCAGACCGAUUGUGAACCUUCUGCAAGCGAUGAAAUGGGAUGCAGUCGACCAAGCGUUAUCUACCCUCCCCGAGGUCAAGAUGUGGUUGGAAUCAAAGGAACAAACGUGACACUCAAAUGCGUAGUCCAUGGACGACCUCCGGCCAGUAUCAAUUGGCGUUUCAAUUGGGGUCCAAUUAAAACUGGCAUCAAUUAUGUGGAAAAUACCACCGUGGAGGGAUGUGAUCGAGUUACUAGCCACCUCACUCUUGUCAAUAUUGAUCCAAGAGCUAGUGGGAUGUACACUUGUGAAGCUGUUACGUAUCAAGAUCGUGUUCUUGCACCUGAUUAUACCGUCAAUGUUGGAGGCAACCGACCGAAAUUCAAUGAUGCUGCCUGGAAUGAGGAUAUGUGCCUGAGUUGCUACUGUUCCGGUGUUUCUGAUGACUGUACAAGUCUACGUGGAUACUCUCUCGCUUCGAUGGACAAAGUGGCAAAGAAGUCGAUUGAAGAAGUUAGGCUGAUCCAAUACAACAAAGCGGACGAGCCAAUCGAGGGCGAACUACCUGGCCUUCAGCUAACUGACUCGACCUUCAAAAUAUCUGUUCCUGAUACCGAAAAUACCUACUUGGAAGGAACUUUUGGACUCACUGGGGAUUGGACUCAAUCCUAUGGCUUGUUCUUGAAGAGCAAUAUUACACUAACUGGACCCAUGGAGGGCUACCAACCCAUCUCACCCAUUAUACUCGAGGGUAACGGUGAGAAGGUCUACUACUGUGGACCCUCAUCUCAGUCAAAUCUCUACACCAGUGAAACCGGUUACCAGAACCAGAUGCUAUUGCGUCUAACAGAACGUGACGGAUGGAUGGUAGGGGGCCCAGACUGCAAUGAAAAAUCUCGUCCAGCUACUCGUGAUCAAAUGAUGAAGGUGCUCGCGAAUGUGCAAAAGCUUCGAUUCCGUGUAAACUUCUAUGAUAAGCAGGAGACCUACCAGUUAGAUAACUUGCAACUUGAACACGCCACACCCACUGACUUCCCAGGUGCUUUCUAUCCUGAAAUGGAGUCUUGCAAGUGUCCCGAGGGUUAUAAAGGAUUGUCUUGCCAGCAAUGUGAACGAGGUUUCGAGCAUGAUCCUGCUGAUCCUACAAAGUGUAGGCCUGCUUGCGCUUGUGAAGAAUGCGAUGAACAAGGAAAUUGUAUUGCAUGCUCGAACAACGCUGCUGGACCAGAUUGCACUGAAUGCAAGAUUGGAUUCUACCGACCUCUCGACCAGCCUAUCUCUUCACCAUGCCUCCCUUGUGAUAAAUGUGGUGGUGACUAUCCUCAUGUUAGCAGGGAUUGUGCAGCGGAUCCAUCCUCUCCAGAUGGCUAUAGGUGUCGAUGUGAAUUGAGAGGAGAUGGACGUCUUCUGGAUGAUUCUUGUGAUCUGUGUAAAACUGAAAAAGUCCCACCCCCAGAAGCUAAAUGUGAACAACGUUCUGAACUUUUGAAUAUCUGCAAUCCGGCGGGAACAGAGACUAUUACUACCAAUGAAAUCUGCACCUGCAAGGAGGGCUACAAGGGUGACCGCUGUACAGAAUGCGUUGAUGGUUAUAUGAAACAUGGUGAUAAGUGUCUAAAGUGCUACUGUUCUGGAACGACCAAAUCUUGCACAGGUUCUGAGACUCACUUCUUCGAAAACAUUUCUCUGGCAAAUCCAGGACGGUACAAAUUCGACAUCUUCUUGGCUAGGAAAAUGAUCAAUGGUGAACUGAGCACUGUUCCACUUGUCGACUCAGAUAAGAAGCGUAUUGAGCGUGUAUACUCCCCUUUGAAUGUGGAUAAACUUGGUCUCCCUGGUGAUAUCUUAAUUCGUGAACCCCUAGUGAGUGAUGGUACCUCGAGGAUUUCCAUAAAACUAACUGAUCUUCAACGUGGUCCUGAGGAAACGGAUAUUCCAAUCUAUCGCAAUCUAUAUGGAGGCAAAAUGUCGUUCCAAUUCAAGCGAUUCCAAGACCCAGGAACAGUGCCUAUAUCUGCUAAUAACCAACUUUUCGUCGUGAUCGAGUCUCCCAAAUUCGGAACUUCUCAAGCCAUAGCCGCAUUCAACCCUAAUACUCAGCGCUAUGAAGUUGAAUUCUCAGAAGACUGGUGGAAUGGUGGUUGGCGAGCACUAGAUUCAAAGCUCUCCCGAGCCGCUCUCCUUCGCGUCCUGGGUACAGCUGACUCAGUUGGUAUAUCUGCUGUUUCAAUCAAUAAUGAUCUCGAAAAUGCUCGAAUUGGUGGUCUAUCUCUUGAAGUCGCGCGGGAUUUCGGUGGAAAUCCUCCGGAGGGCCUAUCAUCUGCUCCUGUCGAAAUUUGCGAGUGCGAAGCAUCAGGAGGCCGAAGUCUGUCACCAAGCUGUGAAGGUUGUACAGAGCUUCAGAAGUCGACUGUGGUGAAUCUUGAUCCUUCUGGUCCAGACUUCCAGUGCGGUGGAUGUAAAGGACCAGGUUGUGAAGAGUGUUCUGCUGGCGAAUUCAAGUACGAUUUUCUCACAAAUACAAUGCACGAAACAUGCCAAAAGGGUGUCGAAGUGGAGACCGAUGGCCGAGUGGUGAUUGCAAAGCCAGGAAGUCGUGUUGAGUUGGCUUGCCGUGCAACAUCUUAUCGCGGUGGUAUUCCAGUCCACACUUGGCGUCUGCCUGCUCAAAUCGCUGACUCAAAAGACUUUACUGUUCAUCGGGAGCUUUUGCCCUUCAAACCACGCCUGGAAAAUGGUACAUGGACUCCAGUCACCUCGGAAACCAGACUGCUAAUCGAUAAUGCUAAAGAGGAAUAUUCCGGUCUUUAUGAAUGUCAAGUCGCUGCUUUAGGAGCCAAUCUCACUGAACCUUUCUAUCUCGUUAUUAGAGAUCCUUCUAAGGACCAACCUGUUAAACCUGGUGACACGUUGAAUGAAGAAUUCCCUGUACCUUUACCGGUUCCUAUCUCACCACCGGUUGCUGAGUACGUAACCAUCGCCAAAGAUCCAACGGAUCCUAAAAUAGUCGUUAUUGAAGGAAAAAUCAUUCCACCAAAAAGCCUAGAUGAUUUCCACAUUAUAUGGCUAGCACCGAAUGGAACUCGGAUAAUCCCAGUUGAUCCUCCAGUAAUAGAUCGAGGAAAUGGUGAAUUUAAAAUUCGUUUGCCAAUCGAUCUUGAUGAAUUUGAUAAACGCGGUGAAAAGAUCACCGGCUUCCUCGUUGGUAAAGAUCCCAUCAAAACUCCAAUUUGGGUACCCCUACCCGAACCGACGAGAAUGAAAGAGCCCGCAACUUUGGAGGAUAUACCUAGGAUUCGUUUGAACUAUCCAUCCCGCAAUCUCUCGUUCCUUGAACCAGCGUUGAUAUCAGUUAUCUAUCCAGACGGAAAACCAAAGAAUGCGAAAAUAACCUGGAGAAGAGUAGGCACUCAUCCACUUGAAAGUAACGAAUUUCCCGAUGGACUCGGUGUGGAUAGAAAUGGCAAUCUUGUGAUAUAUGCAGCGGGCGAAGAACAUGAGGGCUCUUACGAGGCUACUAUCACCUUCCCAGAGACUGGAAAAGAGAUUAAACUACAAACGCAAAUCACUGUUGAGCCCUGGUCCUCGCCUACGAAGAUUGAAGUCUCCUCAGGACAAGCUGGUGAAGUCCCUGAAGAAGCAGAGGGUGUGGAACCACCUCAACUUACUGAUGACAAGUCUUUUAUCUACUAUGUUUCCGGCUUCACACCAGACUCGGCACAUUGUGAGAAUCCUAAGUGGGUAUUGGUGGACAAGAUUAGAAAUACUACAACUGAUAUCACGGAAAAAGUCAAUCGAGAAAAUGCUGCGAGAUUCAUUAUUAACUAUCCUCUGGCAAGUGGAAAGUACAUCAAAUUUGAAUGUCUUCCAGUGCCUUCAGUGAAUCUAUCUGGAUCACUUGAAUUCAACAUUGAUUCACCUGAUGUCCGAGUUAUGCUGACUCCUAUCCAUGAUGAUCCGCACUCCAUCUUCCCAACAAGACUUUAUUGUGGUGAAGGAAAUCCUGAUAUUGUUGCUGAAGUUUCAAUAACAUCGGAUAAUUUUAGUCAAAAAGAAAUGGAGGCUAUGGAGAAACCCAGAGGCAAAGAUACCGAAGAAGUGGAAUUGGAUUGGCGUCGUGUUGGUGGUUUCCAGCCUUCGAAACACGCAGUGAAGUACGUGUGCACAGCAAAGACUCCAAAGGGAACUGUUACAAAGACGAUUGAAAUCAAGGCUAGACCGAUUCCUGAUGAUCUGGAACUAGUUCCAAGACCCACAGUCCCAAAGUUGAGGGUAUCAUCUCCUGGUCGAAUUCUCGUUCCAACUGGUGAAAAUCAGUAUCGAUUAGACGUCAGAGAGGGAGAUUCUUUUGAGGUGAUUGCUGACUUUGAUGCGCAAUCUAACGAUGGUGAAAUUGCGUGGUCAUUGGAUGAUUCGAUGGACGUACCAGAAAUCACGGUUGAAGGAGGCCAUUCUUGGAAACGAAUCAAAUUUACUGAUGCUCCGACACUGUUCGAUGGGAAAGUCCUUAACGUAGCCAUCAACACUCCGGAAGGUGAAAGGACUGCUCAAGUUACUCUUGCAGUUUCCCCAAGUGACCGGACAUAUGUUAUCGUAAACUUAAACAGCUCAUCUCUUAUUAACGGAGACCUUAUCGGAUUAGUUAACGGUGAUAUGGCAAUUGAUGUUAAAACCCUGAGUCCUGACGGUCGCGAUCUUCCGAAAGAUCUUGCUACCUUCUGGCGUAUUUCUCGUGCAAAUGGAGAGCCUAUAACAUUGGAAGACGGUAUAUUAGCUCAACGAUAUAGUCAACCAAAUCCACUACGUCUUGAACUACAGGGAUUCCCCCCAGAUCCAACUGAAUUCUCCAUUUCAGCAGCUGUGGUAGUUCCAAUGGAUGAAACAAAAGAAGUCUUCACUUCAGUCCCAUAUCGUUUGAUCAUUCGUGAGGGUCUCAUCAAAGCAUUCAUACAUGGUCUCACUGAACCUGGAGUACUUUCUGGGCGUGAACUCGAAACUGUUGGAGCCUCGUGUGUUGCACGAGACAUCUGGAGAAAUGAUACAAGUGAAGGCGUUACUUAUGAUUGGGAUUAUGUGAUUCUCCCCGACAGUGCUGGAGAUGAGCUCCCGACAACUGGUGAUAAGAUUAAACAUGACGAAGAAACACAGGCUGAGGUUCCGUGGUCGGCCUUAACUUUCCAGGAUAAUUCAAUCUACAUGGGAAACUUGAGAAGUCGACCUGGUUGGGUAACAAGCAUUCGCUGUCGAGCUAAAGCGGAAGAUUCAGAUAAAGAGGUGGUAUCGGAGUGGUUUAGACUAAAUGUUAUUCCUGGUGAUAUUGCUGCCAAGUUCCCCAAGAUUGAAAUACGGCCAACAUUCGAUCCAGAGAUCUCCAGAUUCCCAACAAAAAUUGAAUGCAUAGAUACAAAUACAGACGUCCCUUCAACGGUAACUUGGACAAAGGACGGACAAACUCUCCCACCUUCAGUUAACAUUGAAACCGAUGUAAACAAAGCUACGCUCUCAUGGUCUGUUGGGGGUUCAAAUGAAUUUUCACCAAGAGAUUUGGCUGGAGCUUACACUUGUGAAGCUAAGAAUGAAUACCGUACGGUCACUGAACGCCUGUUUCUUCCAGCUGACAUCAUGGACAAACAUGAUCAAGUAAAAGUGCCGAUAGCGAAGGAGUAUAUCCGCAUCAAGUCGACUUACAAGCCAAUAGAAGAAACUGAUGGUCAAAAGAGUGUGGUCGUGGAUGAAGGCGAGAAUUUUGAACUUGUCUGUGAGUACUACGGUAACCCAGCUCCAGACGGUGGAUUGAGCUGGCGACUAACCCACGAUGGAGAGAGCUCAACUUACGAUUCAUUGGCAAAAGUCAAUGGCCUGGUCUGGGAACGUGGACGAAAUUACUGGGCUCUUGUUCAGUCGGAUGCGUUCAAUAAAUACGCACCGCAGACUGGAACCUACACUUGCGAAGCUCUUGAUCAAUCUGGAAAUGUCCUGGCAUCGGAUUCCGUCAAUGUAGACGUUCCCGAGAAGGAGUAUGAUGUCAAAGUAGAAGGUCUAAACGAUUUCGGUGUUCUUCGACUUCAACCUGGAGGUAGUGGUAGUGUGAAAUGUCGUGUUACAGAUCCCAAAACAGGCGAAUUGUUGGAAACCUUUGGAAGGCUGAAAAAGAUUGAAUGGAUAGGACCAUUGGUCGAGUCGACUGGCAUAAAAUCUCUAAACGACCUGGCUGAAUAUGUAGGUGUUUCUGGGGAGGAUCUCAGUUUCCAAAAUGUCCGCGCCGAUCUAUCAGAAGGCACGAAAGCCAAGUGCGUCUUUUUCGAUGGCAAAAAUCGCAAAGAAUCCGAUCCCUUUUUGAUAUUGGUCAGAGGCGAAGGCGGUACUGAUGGUAAAAACAAGGCAAUUGUGGAGGAAAUGAAAUCAACCGAUCCGAAUGAACGACGCUUCCAGUGCAAUGCAUUUGACACUUUCAGUGGGCAACGUGUGGAGGGUGCUAUAAUUUCGUGGCACUUUGUUACUCCAGAUGGUAAUAGAAUUCUUCCCGGUCACCUGUUUAAGGAAGUUAACAGAGAGGGCAAUAUGAUUGCACUGUCAAGUCUUCGAGAUGAUGUCAACUUCCAAACACUCUAUGGUGGUGCUCCAAUUGUUGAAGGCCGAUGCUUUGCGCAUAUACCAGAAACAGGCAAGAUCUACCGCUCGGAUGCUUUCAUAACCAUUGGCGUACAACAACCAGGAGAAAAACCUGAGGAAAUCAAAGAUACAAAACCAAAGAAAGAUACACCGCAUCUGAACAUUGAGGGUGAUAAAAAUGGUGAGGUACCGUUUGAAGAGGGCGGUGACGCUUCUCUGAAGUGUCUACUUGAGGAAGUUAACCCAGAAUCGCCAAAAUUCGGGAAUGGCUACACCUAUUUAUGGCAGAUCGAACGUAAAGACAAACGACCUGUGGAUACAUCAGUAAUUGCUAGAAACAUUGAAGUGAACGCUUUACCAGAAGGUGGGCUCGAACUCAAACUGGUUGGCCUCAAAGCAUCUGCCGCUGGUCUGGAAGCCAGGUGUUAUGUUCUCAAUGAAACAGAUAAAACAAAUCCACAAUUUUUGGAAUUCCCAAGUGGUGAAUCCAGUGUUAGAUUCGUUCCCAUCAAACCAACUCCACCUGGUGAAAAACCUAGCUUUGCAGGAAUGUCUGAUUAUGAUAUAAUUCCUGAAAAUGACAAGAGGAAUAAGUAUGUUGUGAAACUGGAAGGUUUGGACGACCAGGGUAGACUUUCUGCACCUCUUGGUUCGAAUUUGACGUUGUAUACAAAAGUUCUGGACAAAGAAAGUGGCGAAGAAACGACACCUAGUGGCCUUAUUUGGAAGACCGCUGGAGUUGAAGUUGUACAUGCAGAUGGAAGUCCAGCACCUCUAAGUCAUCUCGCUAAACAAAUUCGCAUAGACUCUAACUCAGGAGAAAUCAAACUGCUGGAAUUCAAAGGUGACUCGGAACUAACAAAAGGAGGCGAUUUAUUUGUUCGUGUAAUUGUGGAAAAGACGUCCGAAGACGAUAAGAAACCCAGACCUGGACAAAUUGGUGAUCCCAAUAAAGAACGCUAUGCUUCCGCCCUCAUUCCUGUAGCAGUUGCGGAUAGGGAGGAGGAAGAUAAUCGUGAAAAAGUCGAGAAAUCGCCAACUCUGACGCCUAUUGUUCAUGGACUCAGCAAGUGCUACACAUUGCCACUGCAAGCUGGAAAAGAUGCUACGUUGUCCUGCAAAGCUAGAGGCAUCUCAGACGACAGUGAUAUUGUGUAUUCCUGGGCAUUCCAUACGCCUGAGGGUCGACCCGUAUCGGUAGAUAAGAUCGCAAAGACCAUUGUUUCAUCAGGUGGUCUCUUGACUCUCAAUAACAUGAAAGCAUUAGUCGAAGGUGAGAGCCUGCUUGGUCACUGUGUAUUAGCAAGAAAGAAACUUAUCUCUCAGAAGUUCUACGGUCGAGACUUCCUUGUUGGACCCCAAUGCGGACCAAUGGAAAAUGAAUUUGCCCGAGUUGAGGAACUACCAAGCGUAGACCCAGACCAGCGAAGAUUCAGAUGUAUUGUUACAAAACGUGAUGAUGGAUCUAUAAUAACGAAUGCCGCUUACAAUUGGGAAUUCUCAACACAAUCGGGUGAAGUUAUUCUCCCAGGGCACUUGUUUGAAAACGUCGAAAUGUUCAGUGAUAGUGUUGUACUUGGAAGACUACGAAGUGAUGUUGAUAUUGCAAAGUACUUUGGGGAUAGCAACCCAAGUGUCAUUGAAGGACGCUGUGUGGCUAUUAUUCCUCCUGAAAGUCCUGGAGAUGAAUCCAAGAAGGUAUUCUCUGAUCCGAUGGUCAAGGUCUCCAAAGAUGAUGCUACUAAUGGCCCCAAGUACUCAAUUACUAAAGUCGUGGAAGAUGACAAACCUAAAGUUGAUAUUAUCGGUAUCGAGGAUGGAAAGUUGAUUACCAAACCAGAUGAAACUGUCGUUCUCAAAUGCCUUGGAGUUGACUAUCAAACUGGCUCCAGUUUGAGCUACAUUGAAUACUCAUGGGAGGUACAGACAAAUGACGGUAGACCAAUCGAUAGUAGCGCUUUGGCGGAGAGAGUUGAAUUGGCCCCAUCUAGUGAUGGUCUUGGAUAUGUACUCAAACUCAUCGGAAUGCGUCAGUCUGCAAAUGGUCUUCGUUUGAGAUGUGUUCUUCGAGGCGCUGGCGAUAAAGAUAAAGAUACUCCUGUACCGGGAAGCCCUCUGAAACCAGAUGAAGAAGCUCCGGGAGAUUUCGUUGAAGUCGUUGUCGAAAAAGAUCCUACUGAACCAGGAAUUAAACUUGAGGAAGUUGAUCCUACCCCUGAUGAUGAUCCAAGAAAGGCAUUCCAUGUUAAAAUCGACGGUCUAGAUUCCAAUGGUAAUUUGGCUGGACCAGAAAAUUCUACCAUCUCAAUUAAGGCUGAACUUAUAGAUGAAUUUACUGGCGGUAAGGCCGAUGUACCUCCUGGAGGCGAAAUCAUUUAUGGAUUGGAAGUCACGGAUGCCGAUGGAAAUCCAGCUCCCUUGAAUCGCAUGGCUGACUCAAUUGAAAUUGACGCCAAAUCGGGAGAGAUUAAAUUCAUCAACUUUAAGGGAGAUAGCCUUGAACCUGUGGCAAAGAGCAUUCGUCUUAGAGUGAUCGGUGAAAUAAAUGAACCCGGCAAACGUCAACGAUUUGCAUCUCCAUAUAUCCACUCUGUAAUAACAAAAGAUGGUGAACCUGUUGAAGGUCCAGAAAAUGAGGUUGAUAAACUCCUAUUUGGCUGGGAGCUGAGAGACGAGAACGGAAAUGCACUUCCCUUCCCUGGUUCAGUUGCCGAUUUGGCGAAACAGUCUGGCAAUAAACUGCAAUUGAUCGGUCUAUACAAGCCCAACAAAUCUGUCUACGGCAGGUGUGUUGUUGCUCGUCCAAGUGCUGGAAGCUCGAAAUACCAUAGCGAUUACUUUGAAAUCGGAGCUGAAUGCAAACCAUCUCCCCAGUCCUCCGUUAAAGUCGAUGUACAAAGUAUUCCGCGACACGAUCCAGAUGAAAAAGCCUUUGAAUGCUUUGCAUACGAUUCUGCAACUGGUUCCCGCAUAACUAACACCUCAUAUGGAUGGCAAUUCAGAUCUAUCGAAACGGGAAGAGCCAUUUCACCGACAAUGAUCUUCAGCAAAGUCACCAAUGAUGGCAAUCGAAUCGUCAUGAAUAAUCUGAUCGCUGAUGUUGAUCUACAAUCACUGGUUGGCUCACAAAAAGUAUAUGGUGAAUGUAUUGCAAAUGUUCCCAGAAGUCCAGAUGGUGCGAUUCGGGAUACAUACACCUCCGGUCCUAAGUUUUACAUUGAGAAGCAUCCGUCAGGAACAGUGAAUAUAGAUGUUAUCAGAGACGUUGAAGAGCCCAAAAUUCAAUUUCAUAUGACUGGAGUAGAAGACGGCAAAUUAGUGGCCAACGAAGGUGAUAAUAAGAUAAUUAGUUGCGUCGCAGUUGAUCCGGAAACGAGGCGUCCAAUUGAAGGGCUAGAUGUUCAAUGGGUCUUUGAAUAUAAUGAAGGAACAGUGGCUGACACCAUAACACUGGCAAAGAAAGUUAAAUUAACGCCUGUUCCGUCAGGUUCAGUCCUUCGCCUCCAAGAAAUCUCUAAGACAGCAUCCGGACUUCGUGCCAAAUGUGUCGCCGUUAAUGCUAAUCGCGGAUUGAAUAGGAAACCUGGACAAGAAGAUCCCAUUGAUCCUAAGGUCCAAGUUGAAAGUCCUUAUGUGACUUUUGAGGUAACACCAGCAAUGCCUGAAGGGGAGGAGGGAAAAGUUGUUCCCAAACCCAUACUACCAACGCCAAAAGACUUCAAAUUCGUUAUCGAUGGAUUAGAUGAGAAUGGAAAUCUAGCCCUCUCCAAAGGGUCGAACAAAGAGUUGAAGGUUAAACUAGUUGAUCCAGAAACUGGUGAAGAACUGCCGAAAGAUCCCAAGGUCAAAUAUGGAGUUGAGCUCAGCCAUUCAGAUAAGUCGCCAGCUCCUCUUGGUGUCUUAGCUGAAGGCAUAGAAGUAGACUCAGAUGAAGGAACUCUAAAGAUUGAGGGCUAUCGUGGCGAUGAACUCAACAACAACGCCGACGACCUUUUCCUUCGAUUUACUGUGGAACGACAGUCACCUUCAGGAGAUGGCACAUUUGAGAAGUUUGGAUCUGAACCAAUUCCAAUUAAGACUCUUAAUGAAGAGGGUGGAGUUAUUUCUGAUAAUCGUGAUCCCACAAUUCGACACUCCGAUCUCACACCUGUUGUUCUUGGUCUGAGUGCAUGCGGCAAUCUAGUCUAUGAGGAUGGUGAUAACGUUACGCUCAAAUGCAUAGUCAGAGGCUUAUCAGACGAUAGCGGUUUGGUAUUUGCUUGGAAGAUGAUUAGACCUGGUGGUGUCAUGGUUCCAACAGCAGGCAAUUUGGCCAGAUUUGUGGAACAGGAAGGUUCAAAGUUACGUCUGACAGGCAUGCAGAAACAGGAUGGAUUGCUCUAUGGUAGCUGCUCGGUCGCUCGUAAGAGUGGAAACGCUGCACUCUAUAGUACCACCUACUUCCCUAUCGGUGGAAAUUGCAAAUCCACGAGCAAAAUUGUCACCGAAGUCGAUGAAAUUCCAAUGAACUCAUCUUAUGAACGCAAGUUUAUAUGCAAAGCUACGGACUCUGAGACAGGCCAACAAAUCCAAACUGGAAACUACUUGUGGGAGUUUUCAACUUCUACCGGGGAGCCAGUUCUCUCAAGUCACAUCUUCUCCAAGGUUGAAGUUAACGGGGACACCAUUCAAUUAAGUCGACCAAUGCCUGGCCUGGACCUGUCGAAGUAUCUUGGACCCAAUGAUGGAAAGUUUGUCGUGGGUAGAUGUCGGAUAAUUUUUUCUGCAGAUGGAGACGAAUCUGAACAGCCGAAUGCUCCUCCCUCUGAUCCAUUCAUUGUUGUCACUGACGACAAAGGAGCUGUCAAUAUCCUGGACCCAGUUGAUCUUAUUGAUGAGAAGCCCAAAGUGAUCAUAGGCGGCGCGGAAAAUAAUCGAGUGAAUCUAAACGAAGGCGACUCUGUAACCCUCAAUUGUGCAGCCCAGGAUAUAGUUUCAUCUGAAAACCUUGCUGGCCUGAAAUACUCUUGGGAGAUUCGCACAAACGAUAAUAAACCAGUGGACACAAGUGCCAUAGCUGACAAAAUUGAAAUGCUCCCGACUGGUGAAAUCAAAUUGAGUGGUCUUAAACAAACUGCCGAUGCACUUCGAGCUCGUUGUAUUCUCAUCAACGAUACAAAGGUUCCCGAAGCAAUUUCUGGAAUUGAUCAGGGUCCACUUCCAGCCGGUGAGUCGAAGCCUGGAGAGUACAUCGACUUUAAUGUUAAGCCAAACCCCAGCAGUCCUAUUCAGUUCAAUGACACGAAACUUCUUGAUAUUAAUGAAGUGGAUCCUCCAAAACUCAUCGUACAAGUGGAAGGACUUGAUGAUAGCGGUGCUUUGACUGCGAAGGAAUCUGAAGAUGUCACUCUUAAAGGAAAGCUUAUUGAUCCCUCUACAAACGAUGAGUCCCACGAAAAUGUACGAUUCGGUAUCGAAGCCAGCUAUGCUGAUGGAAGUCCUGCUCCUCUUGGUAUUCUCGCUGACACUGUCACAGUGGAUGCUCAAACAGGUGAAAUAAAGUUGAUCGGUUUCAAGGGAGACAAAUUCUCUCCUCAACGCGAUAGUUUACGAGUUCGAGUUAUUGCGGAAAGGAUUGAUACUGAACCAGAAAAAGCAGUUCUCGAACGCUUUGCCUCGAAGUAUAUUCCAGUGGUCUUGCUUGGAGAAGAUGGUGCACCGGUUAUGGAUCUCGAUGUUUUCUUAAUGAAAAUCUUCAUGAAUAUAGAUGGCAGACCAACUGUUCUAAAACUUGAUCCCGUCUACCCAACUAUAAAUGGCCUAAGCCCGUGCGGCAAUCUAUUCCUUCAACCUGAAUACUCAACAUCAGUUUACUGCAAGGCUACCGACAAAACUGAAUUGGCGGAUGAGUUUAUCUAUGGUUGGGAACUCCUCAAUGCUAAAGGCGAUUCAAUUCCUCUUGUUGGUAUUGUGGCCAAAUCAGUGGUUGUUGAAGGAUCUGCACUUCAGCUAAUUGAAGCAAAGAUUCCAUCCGCACCUGUGUUUGGACGGUGUGUUGUCUCUCGAAAAGCUGGUGAUGAUACGCGAUACUACAGUCCAAUCUUUCAAGUUGGAGGAGAAUGUGACCUAGCUGAGCUUCUAACAACGACUUCAACCAAAGCCCCGCCAAAAGUGGAAGUUCCUACUGAAACGCCUACUGAUGGAAAUAGUAAUGAGACGGAUCCAACUUUCUCUAACACAAUCAAAAAGGAUGACAUAGAAAUCCUCUUCCAAUUGACUGGUAUCGACUCUGAUCGAGUUGUGAGAGGCAAGCCAGGCGAUAAUGCAACGCUCACAUGUACCGCUUACAAUGCUCUGACAAAUGAGACCAUUUCUGAUGCGUCAAUCAGUUGGGAGUUCUCUGAUCUUGAGCUCAAUAAAAUAAGUCCAAUGCACAUUGCCAAGCAAGUAGCGGUUAACGGCAAAAAUGCCAUAAAUUUCAUUGAACUGCGCAAAGAACCCCGGGCCGGUGGACGUUGUCUUAUCACCUUAGCAAGCAAAGCUACCAUCAGCACGCCGUUCUUCUACUUCCAUGUCACGGAUGAUGAAGCAGCACAACCACCAUUGCAGCUUCCAAACGGUGAAAUGCCCAUUGAGGUAGUAGUUGAAGGACUUGAUGAGAAAGGAAAAAUAGCUGUUAAACAGGUUGGAGAUGAUGCUCAGUUGACCUGCAAGGCCCGUCGAUCAGAUACUAAUGAGACCAUUACUGAAAACAUACGAUAUGGCUGGGAAUGGCGUUAUUUGGACAACGAUCCAGCUAUGACAAGCAACCUUGCUGUCGGCAUCAAAACAGAUGGUCAUAACAUGGAAUUGCGUGGCAUCCGAGCGCCUGAAAGCUUAGGUGGUCGUGGAGUGAAGGGUCGUUGUGUUCUUCAUGUUCCUGCUAAGAUCAUCGAUCCUGAAGCCUCAGAAGAUCAGGAACGAAAAUUCACCUCGCCUUACUUCAUGGUCGUGGUUGAUCGUGUACCCUCUCCUAUUCAACCACCUAUUCAUGGACACGAAAUCGAUGGUAUUUCUGUGGAAAUUGAGGGUGCACCCAAUUCGGAGUUAAAAGCGAGUCAAGGAAGUAAUGCUAAACUGGACUGUGUAGUUAAAAAGCAAAUUAAGCAAGUUGAAAUCGAUACUCACAUCCAGCUCGGCGUGAAAAUUACCGUGAAUGAAUUAGUUUUUGAUGUAGAGUUACGCCUUUUAGACACCACAAGUGGAAAGCCAAUUUCAGCAGCACUCUACGCAAUCGUCUAUGGCUGGGAAUUCAGAGAUGCAGCUGGUGACGCUGUAGACAGCAGCUUCUUCGCGAAUGCAGUCAACAUUGAACCCUUCGGAAGCUUGAAACUUUCUGGUCUAUCAGCACCACCUACUGGCCGUUUCCCAAUGCGAAUUCGAUGCUAUGCCACUCUUGCCAAACGUCUACCGGCUACGGAAACGGAGGUACUUCAACCGAAAUUCUAUACAUCUGAUUAUGUUGGCUUUCUGAUUGUCCGCGAUGAUGGCACUGUUACUGGACCUAAAACUGGUCAGCCCGAACCUGACUUGCAAGGGAAACUUGUUAAAAUCGAUGUUGAAGGAUUGCAUCCAAGUGGAGAUUUGAAGAGCCUUCCAGGCGAGAAUGUAGAACUAAUUUGUGUAGCCACUGACAAGAGAACGGACCAAAGAAUUUCUGCUGAUAAAGCCAUCUACGACUGGAAUCUCAUUCGACCUGAUGGCCAAAAACUCUCUAAUGGUCAAGUGGCUGAUAAAGUCUUGUACGCCGGAGAUCGUUUGAUACUAAAACGUGUUCGUUUAUUGGAUCCUUCUCUCCAAGGUUCGAUGGGCCGUUGUGAAGUGUUCUACAAUGGGCAGACCUAUUCCUCUCCAUUCUUUAAACUUGAUUUUACUCCGAAGCGACCUGAAGAACAAAUUGAAGGUGAUGGAGUUCUUGAUGUUGAUAUUCUUGGCAUCAACAAAAUUCUUGGUGUCGUCGAAUUAACUCCAGACGAAAAGACUCUUCAAUGCACUGCUAUUGACUCAGAAUCACGAAUACCUGAAACGAAUGUAACCUACGAUUGGGAGUACUUCUAUAGUGUUGAGGGAUUGCCUGACAUACCUGAAGUAAUAGACACUGAACGAGUGGAAACCUUCAAGGAGGGUCUCAACGGAAAAUUGACUCUUAAGGGAACUGGAAAUAUUACCCCAUCGAAGAACAAAGUGAUGCGUCUCAGAUGUCGAGUUACCAAAGAUGGCAAGAGUUAUACAUCACCUUACUAUGUCAUUCGAUUAACUGGAGAAGAAAUUGAACCUAUGAAAUCAGAAGAGAAACCAGUUCCUAAGUACUGGGCUAAAAUAAGUGGGCUUGAUGAGCAAGAUCGUGCGUCGGCAAAUCCUGGAGAUGAUAUGUCUCUUGGCUGCCGUGCUAUGGUUACUGCAACUGGUGAAGAAGCCAAGGAUGUUGACUACGUGUGGGAGGUCCGAAGCACCGAUGGAAGACUGAUUGAAGUUGGUCAGCUGGGAGAUGGGGGCGUUAGUUUUGCAGACAAUGAAUUAAAAAUAAGCAAAAUUAAGCCAAGCUAUGGAACAAUCAAGGGUCGUUGUGUUGUUAUUGAUCGUUCCAGCAAGGAGCAAUAUCCUUCACCGUACUUUGUAUUCGCAGUUCCACCUGACUUUGAUCCAAAGGAUAUUGAGAGUAUGCCUCAUACUAUCAAAGACGCCUCACCGCAAGAUGAACGCAUGAAAGUUUGGGUGACAGAGCUGAAUGCGUUAGGCAACUUAAAUGGCAUGGUUGGUGACGACGCUUCUCUGAAGUGUAAUGCUGAAGCUCAAGUUCAAAAUGCUGAAGUAACUGGCUACUCAUGGGAGUUUUCUGACGCAUACUCGCAGUCUUUAUCUUCAAGUGUUCUUGCAAAAGAAGUUAAGUUUUCGACUGAUGGCUCACUUCAAAUGAAUGGCCUACGAGCCUACAAGGACAAGCAAAGUUAUCACGCCGUUGCUGGACGAUGCUUUGCUAACGUCAAAAUAGCCGGCGAUGAUGGUCAUGUUGAAGAACUGCGCUUCCCGUCCAAGUUUUUCCAUGUUGUGAUUCGUGAUACUGAAGAACCUUAUCUUCCAAAGAUGCCUGAAGACCCACAAGGAGAGUUCGUUAUUGUUACUGUUGAUGGACUUGAUAAACGUGGAAAUCUUAAAGCAGAACCAGGCGAUACAGUUAUAUUGACAUGCAAUGCCAAAGAUAUAGAGGCUAAUACUGAUAACGUCCAAGGAUUGAUGGCUUGGAGAUUCACUGACUCUUUGGGUCGGGAAGUUCCAGCUGAGAAAUUAGCCAUGUCUGUUGAGAGAGUAGAUCGUCAACUCAUCUUGACUCAUCUCAGACCCACUCCUGAAAACAUAUUCAGUCGUGGCAAAUGCGUUGUAUUCAGCGAACAGCGAAAAAGAAUGUACUCGUCUAUACCGUUUGACGUGAUUGUCAAACGAAAGGACUUGGAAGAACGAGGCAAGAAAUGA
Rodentolepis nana is the source of this 17571-nucleotide messenger RNA. Lineage: Eukaryota; Metazoa; Platyhelminthes; Cestoda; Cyclophyllidea; Hymenolepididae. The record is from the annotation of a GenBank genome assembly.